CUAUGUCGCAUCCAAGGUCUUUGACUACUUUGUAUCAAAUUGUUUCUUGUUAACGAAGUUUUAUAUAUCCAAGCUUCGUCUAUACCAAAGACCUAGUCCACAAAUAUUUCUAUGAGAAUAACGAAGUUUCGCUAAAUACCAUCCACCAGAAAAAUCCAUUCAAAGUGUCUAGAUUAGUAAUUUACUAUUUUUAGAAACUUGCUUAAACAUAUAAAUACACUAAUAGCUAGCCCCAUAAUCAAUCACCAACCAGAAAAUUUGAAAGGAAAAAAAAAGCAAAAAAAAAAUUACUAAGAAAAAAUGGCGUUUGAAAGGAAAACUGCGAUUUUGUCAAUCGCUAUAAUUUUAAUGAUCAUAGCAGUGACCGCAACAGAAGCUGAUGGCCAAUUUAAUAUCCGAAGGAGCUUAAAUGAUUUUGGUGGAGCUUGCUGCAAUGUGUUCAUUCAUACAUGUUGUUUUCCUCAUCAUUAACUUUACUACAUUUAGUAACGUACUCUCUAAUAAUUCCUUCCAAUAUUUUCCUUUUCUACCAGGAUGAUUGAUCAUCUACCUACAUAUCUUAUUAAGUGGACCAUUGAACAUAAUGUUUGAUUAGCAAUGUAUCUAAAUUACAUGUAUGUAUUUUUAUAGAGACUUUUAAUUUAAUAAACCAUAUACUGUAAUUCUUAACCUUCUUUUUCAUGAAAUAUAAAAGACAUCCGCAAGAAAAUUGAUCAAUGAAAACAGUAUUAUGUAAUAUAUAUGGAGCAUCACUUUAUUAAAAGAAAUGAAUGACUAUUUAUGGUCAAUGUUAAAGCUAGUUACAAUUUCACUUCCAUUCAUGAUUCCAAAUUUAUAAUUAUAUUUAUACAUAGUUACAAGAAAAUAUAUAGGUUUGUAUGAUUGUUAACAUAAUAUAUAUUGUUUUGUCAAUAUGACUACUAGUCGUUGUUGGUGUAUAAGUUCAAUACAUAAUUUAAAUUAAAUUAUUUAAAACAAUUAUUUAUUUAUUACAUUUUUCUUCAUUAAUAAUGAUAAACAUUCAAACAAUCAAUACAAUAACAGUCGUUAUGGCCAAGUCUCUGAUUAUUAGUAUUAUGUGCUUCAAAUGCAAGAAAAUGACUUGUUACUGAUUGCUUGAAUAUGACAUUUGCUUUUAGAGAUAAAAAUUGAAAAAUGAUUGAUGAAACAUCUAUUUUGGGGCAGCUAAGAUUCAACUAACCUCUCAUAACUUCGGUGCAAUAUGUCCUGCAUGAGACAUAAGAAUAAUUCAGAUUAGAUUUUAAAUAUACAUAUAUGACAUGAAGUUAUAAUCUAUUCUAGUAUAAAACUAAAGAUAAACAUAAAACUAAACAACUGAUUUUGAGUGACUGACACAUUUGUAAUUGCCACCAUGCUUCUUAUUGUGUAUAUACAUGAAAUUACAUCAAUGUACACUCAUUGUUCAAUCUUUUUAUUACUUUAUGACAUUAUCAUUGUGUAUUAAUUAUCAUUUUAUGAUUGUAGAGCUAUUGUGAAAAUUAUUUGUUAUCAACUGUUGGUUUUUUAUUUGUUUGCUUAUUUUUAUUCACAAUUGAGGAUUAUUGCUGAUCUUUUAAUUUAUUUUGUAUUUAUGUGUUUCUAUAUUGUGGGAAAUUUGUUGAUCGUGAUCUUUGGUUUUAAAAUUGUUGUUGAGACAUUAAACCUUUUAGAAAAAAGUCGCUUGAUUUAAUCAUUUCAUUGUUACUCAGAUCUUUUCAUCAUGAUCUUUGCUUUUAAAAUGGUGGUUGAGCUAUAUUGUGGGGUGCCGCAGUAACAAUCUCUGGCGGCGAGGAUUUUCCGGCGGGUUUUGCCGGAUUUUUGAAAACUGAGAUGCAACUCUACGAACCUGUUCGAUUCCAGUAACGAUCUCCAUUGUUUUGACACGGUUUUGAAUCUUCCUAGAGAUUUUGGUGGAAGCCUGAGGCGUAUUAGUUUUACUACAUCUGCAGAGACAUACAUCGGGUUAGUGUUUGGUUCUUGCAUCGUGUCUGUUCUUUCACAGAAAGUAAUUAACGUCGCAUCUUUUGUUUUUACCCGACAGUUUAUAUAUAUAAAGACUGAUCAAAAGUUUUUUGAUUUUUUUUUUCAGUUUCUUUUGUACUCUCUGGAUUAUUUUCCUAUUUAUAAAUAGAUUUGGUAGUGGAAACACCGUAGCCUAUUUUAUAAAGUCAAUAGACAUAAUUUCUGAAAACAAAUACAUACUAUUAUCUGAUAAACGAAUUUGCUUACCAGUCAUUCUCCAUGAUAUUAGUGAAAUUGAUUACUUGUUAUUUUUUUCUAUGAUUUUAGGAUAAGUCAUCAGUUUAAUUAAUAAUAUUUAUUUAAAAAUUCAUUUUAAUAUAUAAAUUUAUCAUAAUAUUUAAAAUAAUUAAUAAACAUUAAUAUAUUCUACCUAUAUAUAGUAUUAUUUUUAAAAAUUAGAAUUUGCUUACUUGUCAUCUUCACUAUGAUCUUAGUGAAUUUACUUAUUUGUCAUCUUCUACAUGAUUUUAGAAUAAAUCAUCAGUUUAAUCAAUAAUAUUAUCUAAAAAUAUUUUAAUAUAUAAAUUUAUCAUAAUAUUUAAGAUAAUUAAUAAACAAUAACAUAUUCUACUUAUAUAUAUACUACUAUUUUUAAAAAAAAAAUUAUCAUAUAUAAUUAUCAUGAUAUUUAGAACAUUUUUUGUCAUCAUAUUUAGAACAUUUAAUUAAAUAUAUAUAUUUUAUUUAGUAAUAUUCUAUUGAUAUUAACAAUAUCUAUAGAUAAUAUUAUAAUUAUGUUUAUCCUGUAUUUAGUUUAUGAUUUUAUUGAGUAAUAUAAGCUAUAAAUCUUAUCUCAAAAUAUUUUAAAUAGUUUUUUGGAUUUUUUUUUACAUUUUUGACAAAAUUAAAACUUUAUUUAUCUUUAAACAUAAAAACAGGAUACAAAUUAUAAAAUCGCCAAAAAUGAAGUUAAUAGACGUAAAAUAUGUAUAUUAAAGGGAUUGGGCAAUAUAAAACUUUAGUGUUUGAAUAAAAUUAUUUUAAAAGUAAAUCCUUGGAAGAUGAUUAGAGAACAUAGAUUAUUAAUGCCACAUCAUGGCCCAAGAGGAACUUUACAUUUCCCAUCAGAAUAAUGAACCUCAGAAGUAUUGGUGGUUGCCACUCUGCUUUUAAACAGGUUUCAUCAUUUUCAAGGUGGUGAAUGUUCAUGUAAAGAUUUCU
Messenger RNA from Brassica napus (rape), 3183 nucleotides. RefSeq lists its product as uncharacterized. Bases 301 to 471 code for a protein of 56 amino acids. NCBI's taxonomy places the organism in Eukaryota, Viridiplantae, Streptophyta, Magnoliopsida, Brassicales, Brassicaceae. The record is from RefSeq and is a predicted model, not a curated record. The transcript has a single exon.